This is a messenger RNA of Symbiodinium sp. CCMP2592, 1911 nucleotides long. The record is from the annotation of a GenBank genome assembly. NCBI's taxonomy places the organism in Eukaryota, Dinophyceae, Suessiales, Symbiodiniaceae.
AUGUGGCUCUCUGCGUCACUUCGGUCCUGUCAGUCUUCGCCUUUCCUCUCCACCUCUCUGCACCAGUGCAUGUUUGGCUCCUACCGGAGAAAAGCCACUCGCAUUUUGCACACGGUCCCCUUCUUGCAAAAGCUUGGUGUGACUUGUGAUGGCGGCCACGACCAUGAGCCGUGGCGAUCCCCUGCACAAAAUCGCCUGAAGGAUGCCGGCUUGCCGCCUCUCUUGUGCAAGACUUUUGCCCAGGCACUUGUUGAUCAGCUCGUUGCGUGCGGUGCGCGCGCUCCGGCGUGCUCUCUUGCAAAUGCUUCCUUGUCGCUCUCCAUGGGCGCCCGUGUUGCUACAGCGACGCAACCAUCGGGUCGCAAGAUCCCUCCACUGGUUCCUGAGUUCGCCCGCACAGUGUCAAGUUGGCAGGUCCAGCCGAUCAGCUGCCGUGCACCUCAAAGACCAAGCUGGUCUCGGCGUGGGCGGUUCCCAAUACUGUCUUCUGCCAACCUUUCCUUGCAACUUUGCCGCCAGGUUCCAAGUGUCUCCGAGCCAGCCCUGUGGUUCCAGGGGGCCUGCAAAGCGAAACACCCGCGCUCCUUGGACCAAGGCGUGCCAGCCGGCAUGUCGGCAUGUAUUGAGCGCUUGUGUGAGCACAGCUCGGUCGAUGUGGCGAGGGAACGAACGGCCGAACUUCGCAAGUGGAUGCUUAGGAAGAAAGAGCUUGAUGAGAGUUUUGAUGGACCUGAGCACUGCAAGAAGAUCUUAGCUGGAAAGCCUAUGAAGCUCUUCGGGGAGAUGGUCAAGGCUGCCGGACAUGCUGAUGUUAACUGGUACGAGAUAUACAGAACGGACGUAAGAAUCGCCACCCCGGCGAACCAGCGUGCGAUUUGGGAGGCUUCCCGUACUUGCAGGGAUCCGGAAAUCACUUCUGAAGUGUAUCGCCUUACCCUGGAGGAGCGGGAUAAAGGGUGGCUGACUGGCCCCUUUACUCUCGCCGAUGUGCCGGAGACUGCCAUCGUUACCCGCCGCUUUGGCGUCAGGCAAGGUCUGACGACGACGGCCACCGGUGUAGCGGCUAAGAUCCGUCCUAUCGACGACUUCACAGAAAGCUUGGCUAACUUGUCGUGCACAUGUGCGGAAACCAUCGACCCGCAUUCAGUGAACAUCAUUGUGGCUAGGAAGCGCGAGCUUGUGUCCACCAUCGAGUCAAUCGUGCAGCAAGGUGGAGCGCAUGCCAGAGAGCUUGAGUGCUUGCGUGGGCGCCUUCAGUUCGCUGAGUCGCAGGUGUUUGGUCGUGGUGCGGCCCAGCGCAUGCGAGCUAUAUCAAAAGCAAUGAAGCUUUCAGGCUUUGUGGUUCUUGACGACUCCUUGACCGAGGCCCUGCUUUUCUUGAAAGAUCGAGUGCUGCACGGGGAAGCAAGGAUGAUCAGGGCCUGUGAUCGCCCCACCUACCACUUGUUCACGGACGCUUCCUAUGAAGCGGAUAUGCCGGCCGGUCUAGGGGGCAUCCUUUACAGCGAUGGGGGUUUGCUCCUUAGGUGGUACUCCGAGUCUGCCGACACAGACGUUUUAGAGGCCAUAAACCAAGAGGGCAAACAAGGUCUGAUCUAUGAGUUGGAAGCUUGUGCAGCUGUGCAAGGCGUCAUGCAGCUUUGCAAUUCCUUGAAUGAUUGCAACCUCAUUUGCUAUUGCGAUAAUGAGGCCGCCCUUGCGGCCCUCAUAAAAUGUGCUUCUGAAUCUCCGGUGGUAGCAUCGCAGCUCAACAAGCUCAGCAUGCUUGAGGACGAGAAGGGAAUCAGCAUAUGGUUUGAAAGAGUGGAGUCGUCUGCAAACCCUGCCGACGAUCCUUCGCGCUUUGUGCUUAGCGAGCUUCCUGUCAACUUCAGAGUCCGUUGGAUCCCAGGCGAAGAGCUGUUGUUCUAA